Drosophila sulfurigaster albostrigata is the source of this 1647-nucleotide messenger RNA. RefSeq names its product chromosomal protein D1 (gene D1). The transcript has 2 exons. The coding region runs from base 155 to 1315 and encodes 386 amino acids. The record is from RefSeq and is a predicted model, not a curated record. Gene Ontology annotation, molecular function: DNA binding. NCBI's taxonomy places the organism in Eukaryota, Metazoa, Arthropoda, Insecta, Diptera, Drosophilidae. Gene Ontology annotation, biological process: regulation of DNA-templated transcription. Gene Ontology annotation, cellular component: chromatin; nucleus.
CUUUUAUACUUCUAUUAAAAAAAAAAUUGCGAAAUUUUAAAACAAAAGGAGCGAAGAAAAAAAGCCGUAACUUUUCUAAAAUAUACAAAAUAAAAUCUGAGAUUUGAAGAUUUCUGAAUCAAGCAUAAAAUACAGAAAUCAACAAAACACCAAAAUGGAAGACAUCGCAGUGGUUAAAAAACGAGGUCGUCCCCCAAAGGCGGGAAGCAAGCGUGAAGCUGCACCGGCAGCGGGAAGUCCCGUUCCAAUAAUACCCAAAAAGCGAGGGCGUCCAUCGAAAGCCAAGGGACGCGGCCGACCUCCAAAGAAUCCAUCUGGAGAUGCAGCAGCCAGCGACAAUGAGGGUGGCGAAGCGGUGCAAGAGGUCAAGGUGAAGAGCACCGGUAAAGGUCGCGGGCGGCCACGCCAAGAACCCAAGCUGGAUAAGAGCGAGAAUGAGGAAGAUGAUGAUGGCGAUGCCGAUGAUACAGAAGAUGAGCCGCAGGCUAAGCAGCAACAAAAGUCGCCCUCAUCUGCCAAGCGGCGCAAACUGGGAAGACCACGCAAGCAUCAACCGAGUGAUGCAGAAGAGGACGAUGAGGAAGAAGAACGUCGUCCUGUGGGACGCCCUUCAACUGGCGCCGUUAACUUGAACAUUGUGCGCACUGGACGCGGCACCGGACGUCCAAAGGGUGGCGCACUUUCAACUGCUGCUGGCUCGGAUGGCGAAGUAGCACCCAAAAAACGGGGACGCCCAUCGCUGAACUCGAAAGCCGCAACUCCGUAUGUGCCAUCGGGUCGUCCGCGAGGUCGUCCAAAAGCCAAUAAUAGUAAUACUGGAGACGAGCAGCCGGAGGACGAAAGCGCCGAAGACGAUAUGGAGGGGGAUGAGGAUCAGCCGCCAGCUGUAGUGUCCACGCCAAAGAAACGCGGGCGUCCUUCGCUGUCUGGUAAUAAUUCGCAAUCGGGUGGCAAACCACGCGGUCGCCCCAAGGUAGACAAAUCGCCCAGCUCUCAAGUGGAUGCCGGAGAGCCAGAUUCAGCUAAUGAACAGGAAAACGAGUCUUCGUUAAAGAAGCUUGGACCUCGAGGACGCCCGAAGGCAGCAAAAAAUGAAGAUGCCAAUGGCGGGGAUGAUGGCGCUGAUGGCAGCAGUGAUGGCGAUAAUUUGUCGGAUGUCCAAGUUAAAACAUCAACCAACAAAGAUUCCAAGUUGGAGAAGAAGAAACGCGAUAUUUCAGAAAAUGGCGACGACGAUGAUUCCGAUGGCGAGGGCGGUGCUCGUGAUGGAUCCGUUGAGAGUAUCUCCGAUGAACCAAAUUGGGCCGGUGCUUAAUUUUCUUUUAUAUAUCUAACUCACACGUACACAUCAGCAGCUGAAUAAUAAAUCAGAAACAAAUUUGUUCACCCAUUCCCAAUACUCAAUAUACGAAGAAGUCGAUAUUUUUGUAAUCUUCAUUUGAUUUAUUUCAUAAUCACUCCAUUACUAGGUAACUCUACUUAUAAGUAAUUGAAAACAAAAAAAAUAUUGAGAAGAAUUUUUAUUAUCAGUAACAUUUCACUUUGGUUUAAAUACGUUUACCAUAAAAACAAUAUUGCGUAGUAUAUACACAUAUAUCAAUACAACUUAAACAGAAGUAAUAAAUGUGAUGCGUACGCAUUAUCGGU